Molecule: messenger RNA, 4218 nt
Organism: Anolis sagrei ordinatus
Lineage: Eukaryota; Metazoa; Chordata; Lepidosauria; Squamata; Anolidae
Source: RefSeq, a predicted model, not a curated record
CAUGUUCCAUGAGAUCUUUCCCUGUUCAACUCCUGAAGAUAUUUUCCUCUCAUUUCUCUGGCAGGUAACUUCGGAACAAGUUCUGCGAAGAACGCCUUGUGAGAGCGUUGCCUGAGGAGUGCUAAAGUCUAAAGUGACUUCAAGAUACACAGCAAUGACAACAAGAAAAAAUAAGUACCAGAAAAAUAUAUUUGAGGCUACAUAACUGUGCUGUUAAGGGGGGAAAUAAGAUUUUGCUGUAAAAAGAGAGGCUUGGGAAACCAAGCAGAAGGCUACAGCGAUACAAAAACUGCUGUUCACGAGGUUAUAUCCCUGAACCCCUGGCAUCAUAUUUGAAUUAUAAAUGUAAAAGAAUGGCAAGCACUCUACCUCCCUAUCCUAGAUCAGACACAGGGGAGAAGUUACAUCAGUGUAUUGAGUGUGGAAAACAAUUUGAUUGGGAAAGUUCUCUUACUGUACAUGAACGGACGCACACAGGGGAGAAGCCAUAUCAAUGCAUGGAAUGUGGAAAGAGCUUCAGUCAGAGUGGUGCUCUACAUUCCCAUCAGAGGAUCCACACAGGGGAGAAGCCGCAUAAAUGCAUAGAAUGUGGAGAAAGCUUCAGUCAGAGUGGCCAUCUACGUUCCCAUCAAAGGAUCCACACAGGGGAGAAGCCACAUAGAUGCGUGGAAUGUGGAGAAAGCUUCAGUCGUAGUGAUAGUCUGUGUUCCCAUCAAAGGAUCCACACAGGGGAGAAGCCAUAUCAAUGCAUGGAAUGUGGAAAGAGCUUCAGUCAGAGUAGCAAUCUGCGUGCCCAUAAAAGGAUACAUACAGGGGAGAAGCCACAUAAAUGUAUGGAAUGUGGAAAGAGCUUCUGUCAGAGUGGCAGUCUGCGUGCUCAUCAAAGGACACACACAGGAGAGAAGCCAUAUAAAUGUAUGGAAUGUGGAGAAAGCUUCAGUGAGAAAGGCACUCUACGUUCCCAUCAAAGGACGCACACAGGGGAGAAGCCAUAUAAAUGUAUGGAACAUGGAGAAAGCUUCAGUGAGAGUGGCCAUCUAUGUUCCCAUCAAAAGACACACACAGGGGAGAAGCCAUAUAAAUGCAUGGAAUGUGGAAAGAGCUUCAGUCGGAGUGACCAUCUACGUUCCCAUCAAAGGACGCACACAGGGGAGAAGCCACAUAAAUGCAUGGAAUGUGGAAAGAGCUUUAGUCGGAGUGGCACUCUACGUUCCCAUCAAAGGACGCACACAGGGGAGAAGCCACAUAAAUGCAUGGAAUGUGGAGAAAGCUUCAGUUGGAGUGGCCAUCUACGUUCCCAUCAAAGGACACACACAGGGGAAAAACCACAUAAAUGCAUGGAAUGUGGAGAAAGCUUCAGUCGGAGUAGCAAUCUACGUACCCAUCAAAGGACCCACACAGGGGAAAAGCCAUAUCAAUGCAUGGAAUGUGGAAAGAGUUUCAGUCAGAGUUCAAAUCUGCAUAUCCAUCAAAGGAUCCACACAGGGGAGAAGCCACAUAAAUGCAUGGAAUGUGGAGAAAGCUUCAGUCGGAGUGACUGUCUACGGUCCCAUCAAAGGAUCCACACAGGGGAAAAACCACAUAAAUGCAUGGAAUGUGGAAAGAGCUUCAGUCGGAGUGGCCAUCUACGGUCCCAUCUAAGUAAGCACACAGGGGAGAAGCCACAUAAAUGCAUGGAAUGUGGAAAGAGUUUCAGUCACAGUAGCAAUCUGCGUGCCCAUCAAAGGACGCACACAGGGGAGAAGCCAUAUAAAUGCAUGGAAUGCGGAGAAAGCUUUAGUGGCAGUGGCAAUCUACGUUCCCAUCAAAGGAUCCACACAGGGGAGAAGCCACAUAAAUGCAUGGAAUGUGGAAAGAGCUUCAGUCAGAGUGGCAAUCUACGUUCCCACCAAUUGACACACACAGGGGAGAAGCCAUAUAAAUGCAUAGAAUGUGGAGAAAGCUUCAGUCGCAGUGACAAUCUACGUUCCCAUCAAAGGAUCCACACAGGGGAGAAGCCAUAUAAAUGUAUGGAAUGUGGAAAGAGCUUCAGUGAGAGUGGCACUCUACGUUCCCAUCAAAGGACACACACAGGGGAGAAGCCAUAUAAAUGUAUGGAAUGUGGAGAAAGCUUCAGUCGCAGAGACACUCUACGGUCCCAUCAAAGGAUCCACACAGGGGAGAAGCCACAUAAAUGUAUGGAAUGUGGAGAAAGUUUCAGUCGCAGUAGCAAUCUACGUUCCCAUCAAAGGAUCCACACAGGGGAGAAGCCAUAUAAAUGUAUGGAAUGUGGAAAGAGCUUCAGUCACAAUUGCAUUCUACGUUCCCAUCAAAGGAUCCACACAGGGGAGAAGCCAUAUAAAUGUAUGGAAUGUGGAGAAAGCUUCAGUCAGAGUGGCCAUCUACGGUCCCAUCUGAGGAUCCACACAGGGGAGAAGCCAUAUAAAUGUAUGGAAUGUGGAGAAAGUUUCAGUCGCAGUGGCAAUCUACGUUCCCAUCAAAGGAUCCACACAGGGGAGAAGCCAUAUAAAUGUAUGGAAUGUGGAGAAAGCUUCAGUCAGAGUGACCAUCUACGGUCCCAUCUGAGGAUCCACACAGGGGAGAAGCCACAUAAAUGUAUGGAAUGUGGAGAAAGUUUCAGUUGCAGUAGCACUCUACGUUCCCAUCAAAGGAUCCACACAGGGGAGAAGCCAUAUAAAUGUAUGGAAUGUGGAAAGAGCUUCAGUCACAGUUGCACUCUACGUUCCCAUCAAAGGAUUCACACAGGUGAGAAGCCAUAUAAAUGUAUGGAAUGUGGAGAAAGCUUCAGUGAGAGUGGCCAUCUACGGUCCCAUCAAAGGAAGCACACAGGGGAGAAGCCAUAUAAAUGUAUGGAAUGUGGAGAAAGCUUCAGUCAGAGUGGCACUCUACAUUCCCAUCAAAGGAUCCACACAGGGGAGAAGCCAUAUAAAUGUAUGGAAUGUGGAGAAAGCUUCAGUCGGAGUCACCAUCUACGUUCCCAUCAAAGGAUCCACACAGGGGAGAAGCCACAUAAAUGUAUGGAAUGUGGAAAAAGCUUCAGUCGGAGUGACCAUCUACGUACCCAUCAAAGGAUCCACACACGGGAGAAGCCAUAUAAAUGUAUGGAAUGUGGAAAGAGCUUCAGUCGCAGUGGCAAUCUUCAUUCCCACCAAAUGACUCACCCAGUACAGAAGCCAUAGAAGUACAUAGAAUGUGGAGAAAGUUUCAGUCAGAGUAACUAUCUCGAUUCCUUCCAAAUCUAUCUACAUUGCUUUCAAAGGAGCCACAUAGUAGAGAAGCCAUAUAAAUGCACGGAAUGUGGGAAGAGCUUUAGAGAACGUUCAGCAUACAAUAAACAUCACUGAACUCAUGCGCCGCUAGAGGAGACCUGCCUUUCAGUUUCUGAGCUCUCUUUCAAAAAAUAUUGGAAGGAAAGAGGAAGGCCGGCACCUGGCUCUCUCUCUCUCUCUCUCUCUCUCUCUCUCUCUACCAUGAACUACAGUUUGUGUGGCCUUGGUCGGUGGCUACUGGGAGCAGGUCUCACUCAGAAGGGGAUUUUUCACCGUAUUGCAUCAAACUCCGAAGGGGUUCCCCUCGCCUCCUCCAUAAGAAACUCAUCACAGGCUUCUAGGGUGAUCUGUGGAGGUUUGCUGAAAGGAGCAGCAGCUGAGAUCUCUGGAGAAAAGGGUUCUGAAGAAGAAGAGCUCUUUGGUAGCAGAGAAGGUCAUCUCUUCAUACCCUCGUCUCCCGUCUUGGCUCUGUUGCCCCUCGGUUAGAAUUUUGGGCUCCAGCCAUGUCCCUGUCACCCUUUUCUGGACUUCGUUGUAUCCUGAAUAGUUGAUUAUACAUUCUGGACUGUCUUCUGGUUGAGAACUCACAGCAUGUUGAGAAUGAGAACUUACUGCUUAAUGUUUGUUAUAGAUGUUUUUCUUGAUUGAACAAUUGAUGUUUAUAUAGAGUUUGCCCAUGGUGUUGAGACAAUAAUAAUCUUAUUGUAUGUAAUGUAUGCAUUGUGUAAUUCAGUGUUAUAAUUGAUUGAGUUAUUGUAGAACUUAACACAUUGAUCCAUAGAUAUUGGUUGUUUUGUACUGUUUAAUGGCCAAGGGUCCAUGAGGAGACACAGCACAUCUCCCUAACUGCAGAGAAUGGAAGACAAAGAAUGUAGGACUUUUUAAUAAAAGUACCAAAAUUAUAAUUUGUGUAAAGAACAUUAAAGACCAAAUUUGUAAUUUGUAUCAA